This is a messenger RNA of Capsella rubella, 276 nucleotides long. RefSeq names its product defensin-like protein 210. The transcript has 2 exons. The record is from RefSeq and is a predicted model, not a curated record. NCBI's taxonomy places the organism in Eukaryota, Viridiplantae, Streptophyta, Magnoliopsida, Brassicales, Brassicaceae. The coding region runs from base 1 to 276 and encodes 91 amino acids.
AUGAAAACAAAUGUUUUGUUUUUGACUCUUCUAAUUUGUAUUUCUUCAUGUACAUCGAUAUUUAUGAAAACUUCUAAUUCAAAAGCGAUCAAAUCAGCAGCGACUCCUCCAAUUAGUUUUGAGUUAGGUGAAGACAUACAUAUUAAACCGUCACUAAUUUUUGGAGAAAGAGCUUUUUGUUAUGACUGCGGAAAAGCUUGUCAUCGAAGAAAUAGACUACUGGGUAAUUGUAAAAAUUUCAUAUGUCGUUGCAGAUACACUAAACUUCAUGACUAA